Molecule: messenger RNA, 1725 nt
Organism: Exophiala bonariae
Lineage: Eukaryota; Fungi; Ascomycota; Eurotiomycetes; Chaetothyriales; Herpotrichiellaceae
Exons: 1
Coding region: 1-1725 (574 amino acids)
Source: RefSeq, a predicted model, not a curated record
AUGAAAUCAUCGGUAUUAUCAAAUCUUUCAGGCGUGGGUGGCUAUGAUUUCGUUGUGGCGGUCACACAGGCCAGCAUCAAUGCAACAAUGAUAACAUAUCUUGAUUCCCUGACGUCGCCAGAGAUUAUUGUCUGCUAUAUCAGCCAAGAGAGUGUGGGAACGCCUGGAUACACAGCCGUGGAAGUUGAGUUCACAAAGCUCCUGGAGCUCACUGAAGGAGUCGAUCCGUUCACAGUAACAGUGCCAAGUGAUAACCAGGAGAAUGAUCCAAAUUUUCAAAAAUUGUUGAAAGCCAACUUCAUCAUGGGAUUCAAGGCUCGAAUUGGGAUUCCAAAUGUUCCGGAUAAGAGCAAACUCAAGGACAUCGUGUCAUUGCAGGGCGACACUGCACAAGUGGGCUUCAACUUGAUGUGUUCAGAAUUCACGGUGGCUGGAAUUGAAACAGUCUCUGUCGACCGGUUCUUCAUCCAGUCAUCGCAGACUCCGGCAAGCACAUGGCUCUUUUCCACUCAGGUAGACCUUCGCCUGGGUGAUCUCUCGGAUUCUGGCUACAGCAGACUUUCUCCUGAAGCUCAACGAAAAAUCAAGAAUCUCUCAGACUCGGUGUUCAGCAUCCAGCAGUUACUAAUUGACCUUAGCACUGCCACUCUUGCGGAAUCUGUCAAGAUCAGUGGUGUUGAGGCAGGUUCCACAGUUGAGACCUUCCUCGAAAAGUACUUCAUUCAAAAGUAUAUUGCGAAGUUGAAGGACACUGGCGAGCCUAUGCUUGGAUGUGCAGCCGUCUCAAAAGGAACGGACAGAUCGACCAUGCUUCUGACGGACAUGGACUUCUCAGUCAGUCCAUAUGUGGACUCACUGGGCAAGCCAGCGGCUUCAGACAGCCAAAAGGAGCUGAACACCCUCAACUACCUCUGCGCCACGGACCACCGAGCCCUUGGCCCAGCAAUCCGCUUCCCCUGGAACUGGGUUGAUGAGUCUGAGCGGGCUGACCAUGACGGAUGUAUAUCGAUCAAUCGAACUCGUAUGAUAGAGUGGCUGGAAGGGCUUGUCAAGACCACCGCUUCUUAUCAUUGCUUGCGGCCGACGGUAUUCGCGAAGCAUCAUGAUGGGAAUAUAACAAGACUUUAUGUGGAGGUGUUCUUCAAUGAGAAUCAGCAGCCCGUUGUGGAAUAUCCAGACAAGAAUAUGGUCGAUUCGCAGGGCCAAAAAUGGAACGCUGAUGGGAAAACCGUGCUCAAAUUCUCGUGGGAGGGAUUCGCCGCUGAUGAUGAUCAAGCUGGAAACAUCGAACUUCGGAACAAGUACGCCAUGACUGUUGAUCUCGUCGGAUCCACUAUCGUCAUCACACAGAACAUCUGGGUGUGGUACUAUGUGCGAGUGCCGGCCUAUGGUAAGGGCCAUAUAAUUGUGAACGACACACUCGUUGACGAAUACUCUCUGUCCACCGAAAAUGGGGCACUCGUUGUCGGAACUGUGAAAUCUAAGCUGACACAAGCUGCGGAUCCUCACGACCGGAGCGCCAACAUUUCGGACGUGAAUGAUUUUGGCAACAAGAUCAUCGAAGCCGUCAAGCAGCCAACUUCCAUCAGCCUGACAAGCAUCCCACUCUCAGUUGCGCCGUCGUACGUCUUCCCAGGCGGCAAGAGUUUCUUGUUCAAGAAUGUCCAAUUUUCUGAAAAUCAAGACCUUGUCGCCUGCAUCGCCUAUGCGGACCCAGUCCAGUAG